CAUCAGGCGAACCCAGUCACUCUUGCUCACGAGUAUAUUGUGUCUUAGAAAUUACUUGAUGUUGUAGCUUCGUCCUUGUUCAUCUGAGCUUUCGGGUCAAAGAAAAUCAUAUACUGAAGUACCCAGUGCUCCAGUGACACACUGUUGUUUACUGUUGUUAUUUCCGCCAAGUCAGCAGCUACGUCAAGCUAGGUCAGGUCUGUAGACUGAAGUCAAAUCCAGAAAUACCUUGGCUGGGGACGUCCUACCGACACAACACCAUCUUUGAAACAAGAACUACCUUCCUUCCAAGCAGUCCAGAAUGUUCUUUACAGUGCUGCUUCUUGGCACCCUUACGUACUUCUUGGGUGUUUUUUUAUGGCGAAGGCACCGUCAAAUGUGUAUCUUUAAAGAGAUGGGAAUUCCAGGGCCAAAGCCUAAUUUACUUCUUGGAAAUCUUCUCACCUUCAGAAAGAAGUUGAUCAGUCAAGCGUACAAAGAAUGGGCCGAGCAGUAUGGAGAAACAUUUGGGUAUUUUGAAGGUCCUACACCUGUCCUGGUCACAUCCAACGCCGACCUGCUGAACCAGGUGUUCAUCAAACAGUUCAACAACUUCCAUGCCAGAAAGCUGUGGCCAGUGCAGGCCGACCCAGACCAAGAUGAAGAGAUUCACCUCUUCUUCGCACGGGGUCAGCGCUGGAAGCGCCUACGGUCCGCCGUCAACGCCGGGUUCACAGCCGCCAAACUUAGAAAGAUGCAGAACCAGAUGAGUCUCUGUGCAGACAAGCUUCUGGAAGUUGUAGAUCGAACCAUCGAGGAAAAAGAAGAUUGUCGGGUUGAUUUUAGCAAAUUGUUCCGACAGUUAACUUUUGACAUCAUAGGACGCAGUGCUUUGGGGAUUGACAGCGAUGCUCUCCGGGAUCCACAGUGCGGAUUCAUCAAACAUUGCGAGGAUGUCAUUGAAGACACGACGAAGCAGCCGGUGCUGUACACCCUGGGAUUCUUGUUUCCAAGUCUGAGCAAACUGUGGAUAGCUAUCUACAAGUUCAUGCACCACAUUCAAUUCAAUCCUGUGUACUGGAUAGAGGAUCGCUUGAGAGCCUGGGUGAAAGCUCGUAAAGAAUCAGAAGAGCGUACUGAUGAUCUGCUGCAACAGAUGCUGGACGCACGCUACCCCGUAAACCGCCAUCAAGACCUGGAUACAACCCACCAGCCUCACAUUGACGAGAACGGCAACAUUAGCAAAGGCCCGCUGCUCAGAUCCCUCACAGAAUCAGAGGUGAUCGCACAUUCGUUGCUCUUCCUUCUGGCUGGCUAUGAGACGACCAGCAGCACCCUCUCCUACAUUUUUUACGAACUCGCACUCCACCCGCACGUGCAGGACAGGAUGCGCCAGGAGGUCGUGGACGUUCUCGAAGAUGAUGAAGAACCCACUUAUGACAACAUUCGAAACCUGACCUACAUGGAUAUGGUUAUCUCCGAAACCCUCAGGAAAUAUCCACUUGCUAGCAUUGUGGUGGCCAGACAGUGUCAGGACGCUUGUCAGAUUGAGGGCAUCAAUAUCCCAAGCGGUAUGCUUGUCCAGGCCAACUUGUGGACACUACACCAAGACCCGAAACACUGGGGUCCUGACUCAGACUCUUUUGAUCCCCUCAGGUUUACUUUGGAGAAGAAAGCUGAGAGACAUUCUAUGGCUUUUAUGCCCUUUGGAGCCGGGCCGCGGAUGUGCAUUGGGCAGCGUUUUUCUAUCGUGCAGAUGAAAAUAACGAUGGCCAAACUUCUCCGCCGAUACAAGAUCGAGCGGACCUCUGACCUUCAAGUUCCUCUGAAGCUGAAAGAGGGCGCGGCGAUUCUUCCUAUCCACAACAUUGCCCUUCGAACGGAGCGGAUUUCCUGAGUGGUUAUCGGUCAUCAUCGCACGACAGAAGCCAAACAUGCCAUUCACUGACUGUUCCAUGAUGCAGACGGUAGAAAAUGUUGGUACAGUGGUGUUCUUAUGUGAGAACUGCAAGUGUGCAGAAACCGUCGGCCAUAGGGUGGCCUCACACUGUAUGACUAAGUCGAAGCAUGGGAGUCCAGAUUUAUGCAUUUCAAGCUAAAGAUCUGAACUUGCGAGGAGGUUGAAACUAGACAAUGCAAUGUUAUUUAUAAUCCUGUGUUCUAGUCCUGUUUUGUGAAAAGAUGCUCUGUGAGUGCUGAUGCUGGUUUAUUCGUCAGUCACUGCUGGGACAACGACGUGAACAUUGAGAGCUGUUUUCUUUUGUUUCUAGUGAUUACGAAAUGCCCGGUGACCAAACUCAGUCUUUAAAGAGAGAGUUUGCUGAGUUGUUAGUGAUGAGCGAUUGUGCAUCGUAAUUAAAAUAAUAUGCUUGUUGCCAGGUAGCUAUUUUGGUGCUGGUCAAAGAAAAUAUUAUACGCAAAAGCUUUACCAUUGGGAUGCUAAACAUGGUAAUAUUAAUGUUUUGUACAGGAUGAAGGACUAUGUGGGUAAGAUGAGUAUUGUUAUUUAUUAUAUAACCCAACCAUGCGUGUUGUUCAUAUUUGUCUUUAUUCACAGUUACAUGAGGUUUUGUGGAGGGUUAGAGUUACAUUGUGCGAAUGACUGACCUUUAAAGUUGUACUCGCAAAGACAACUAGGGAUGCGUGUCUUGUUUUUGAGUAAAACCACAACAGCUAAGCUAUCAGUGUCGACACUGUACAAGUGUUUUGCUGUCGAGCUAUGUAAUCAGAAUUAAUAGGACAAAGACCUCAUUCUACAGUUGAUACUGUCGAAGCUUGUUGCUACUGACUAACCAAGAUUCUAUCGCCACACCAAGAAUUAUCAUCCAAUCAUCAUGAUAAAAGCAGCAUAAACAUCUACGACUAAAAGCAAGCUCUGUGCAUUCCAUUAUUGCUUGAACAAUUAAUUAUCUUAAUUUAUUAUCUUCCGUCCACUUUUACUCCUGUGUUGUCUGUAUUGGUGAGUGAAAAGGGUACGUGAAUAAAAGGAAAUACUGGUGAUUUGAAAGAAUGUGUAUUGCAAAUAUUUAUUGCUUGUGUACGACUGAGACUAAUAAUGGUUACUUUUGAUAAUGGUCCAAUUGGACACUGUGUGGAUACUUGUUUGACUGGCUUGACGAAUUGGCAAUGUAUUGAUGGUUAUUCAUGUCAUUGCGAAAGGCUCAAUAAACAGCAUUAUUUUCA
Messenger RNA from Pomacea canaliculata, 3162 nucleotides. Its product is annotated as putative cytochrome P450 CYP13A4. The coding region runs from base 302 to 1876 and encodes 524 amino acids. The transcript has 12 exons. NCBI's taxonomy places the organism in Eukaryota, Metazoa, Mollusca, Gastropoda, Architaenioglossa, Ampullariidae. The record is from RefSeq and is a predicted model, not a curated record. Gene Ontology annotation, molecular function: heme binding; monooxygenase activity; iron ion binding.